This is a messenger RNA of Plutella xylostella (diamondback moth), 1670 nucleotides long. RefSeq names its product decapentaplegic morphogen (gene dpp). Lineage: Eukaryota; Metazoa; Arthropoda; Insecta; Lepidoptera; Plutellidae. Gene Ontology annotation, molecular function: growth factor activity; cytokine activity. The record is from RefSeq and is a predicted model, not a curated record. Gene Ontology annotation, cellular component: extracellular region.
CUGCCCUCGCAGCAACCUCGCGAGUUGCGCGCGCGCACCGCUAAUGAAGUGAUAAAUGCACGCGGCCGCGCCGCCCGCGCGCGCCAGUCGCCCGCCGCUCGCCCGCCGCGCCGCAUCGCUCGGCCGCCGCAUGCUUCCCUCACGCAGGAAUCUCACCCGACUGGUUCGCGCUCCGACCGUGUUAGUGCGCCGCUCUGGUGAACCCUUUCGCUUGUAAAUGUGCCGAUAUUUACAUAUGCGAGCUCGAGAUCGAGUCGGACUUUCGAGCAGCUUGGCCGCCGGCCGCCCUGGCCGCCCCUGGCUGGCCGCUGGCGCCCGCACCCAGCCCACCAUCGACGUGCCAUGAGCGACGUGGGUCCCGGAGAACUAUGCUGGGGUGGUGCUGGUGGGGCGUGGUGGUGGUGCUGGCGGCGACGGGCGCGGCGCGGGACCUGGCCGGCGCCGAGCGGCAGCUGCUCGCGCUGCUGGGCCUACCGCGCCGCCCGCCGCCGCGCGCCGCGCCGCCGCCGCCCGUGCCCGCCGCCAUGCGCCUGCUGUACGAGAGCAGCAGCGCGCUGCCCGCCGCCGCCGCCAACACCGCGCGCUCCUUCCACCACGCCGCCUCGCCGCUCGACGACCGUUUCCCCAACGAGCACCGCUUCCGCCUCUACUUCAACCUGAGCGGCGUGCCCGAGGACGAGCGCGCGCGCGGCGCCGACCUCACGCUGCAGCGGGCGGCGGGCGGCGCGGGCGAGCAGCGCCUGCUGCUGUACGACGUGGUGCGGCCGGGCCGGCGCGGGCGGGCGGCGCCGCUGCUGCGCCUGCUGGACUCCAAGCAGCUGCGCGCGGGCGACGGCGCCGUGACGCUGGACGCGCUGGGCGCGGCGCGGCGCUGGCUCGGCGAGCCGCGGCACAACCACGGGCUGCUGGUGCGGGUACUCGAGGGCAGCUCGCAGGAGGACGCGCGCGCGCCGCACGUGCGGGUGCGGCGGCGCGCGGGCGAGGCGGCGCCGGCGUGGCGCGCCGCGCAGCCGCUGCUGCUGCUGUACACGGAGGACGAGCGCGCGCGCGCGGCGCGGGAGGCGGGCGGCCCGGCGCUGGCCCGCGCCCGCCGCGCCGCGCGCCGCCCGCACCGCGCGCACCGCCGCAAGGAGGCGCGCGACGUGUGCCAGCGCCGCCCGCUGUUCGUGGACUUCGCCGACGUGGGCUGGAAGGACUGGAUCGUGGCUCCGCCCGGCUACGACGCCUACUACUGCCAGGGGGACUGCCCGUUCCCCAUCGGCGACCACCUGAACGGCACGAACCACGCCAUCGUGCAGACGCUCGUGAACUCGGUGAACCCGGCCACGGUGCCCAAGGCGUGCUGCGUGCCCACGGAGCUCAGCUCCAUCUCCAUGCUGUACAUGGACGAGAUGAACAAUGUGGUGCUCAAGAACUAUCAGGACAUGAUGGUGGUGGGCUGCGGCUGCCGAUGACGGCCGCAGCGCCGCUAGUGUUGGCUAGUGUUAGCUAGUGCCGGCUAGUGCCGGAUAGUGCCAGCUAGUGCCGACUAGUGCCUUCUAGUGAUACCUCGUGGACCCAGUGUAAAUAUAAUGAUAGUGGCCUCGAAUAUUGUAAAUAUCUAUCUGUGUAUAUAUUUCUGUAAUUACUAUUUUAUUGAAAUGAGAAUGUAAUAAAACUUUGAAAAGUGA